CGGAACUCUCGAACAGAGGAUAAUUAGAAAAAAGUCACUAGCGAGAGGGAGAAAAGGUCCAAAUACACUCCAAUACGAAUUAACCCUUAUGCGGAGUUAGAUCAACAACAACAAAAGAGGGAGGUGGAGGUGGAGGUGGAGGUGGAGGAGAUGGGAAGAGCCUCUUCUCCGUUUCGCCUCCUCUUCUAGGUUUUUGGGUUUGGGUUUCCGUGGUGUUUCGUUGUUGAAGCUCCUACGAGGUGUUUUCGAUUUGAUCCGCAUUGUGGUCUCCUACACUCGCCUCUGAGUAUCAAGCAUUGGAUAAUCUAUUGAAUGGAAGAUGUUGAUUGUUUCAAGGAUCCGACAUCUCGGAUUUGUGUUCUUCUUUAUCUGGAGGGGAGGAGCAUGUAUAAUAGACUUGUAAAAAUCCGCGACAAGUUAGUGUUGCAGAGUAUUUGAGCAAGCAUCAACUGAAGAUAGUGAAAAAAGGUGUAGACAUGUCUAUCGGAAUCCUUAGAUAGUUAUUUUACUAGCAAAAGGACAAGAAAAGCUUCCUCUUCGAUGGAUAGGCAUGGUGAUCAGAAGAGACCGGAAUCCGGGAGCAACAUUUUCCGCAGACUAAUUUGUAGACAAAUUUCGUGUGAUUCUUUCUCCGAUAAAGAGAAGGUCCCCUGUAACACUCCUAGAAGGUCCUUGGAAUCAAGAGUUGAUUGUUCAUUACGCCAAAUGGCUUCAAAUUCUGUAACUAAUGGAACUUCCUUAAUGGGCUCUAGCGAAUACGUGCGAGACCCCAGUUCUAUUUUAAGUUUGCAGCCAUGGAUUUUUAAAAGAGAGAAUUCUCAGAUAAACGAAGAAAACAUGGACCCAAAUGGUGAUUUUUCCGAUAAAUAUGCGUACGAAAUGAAUGGUUUUACAGAUGCUUCCAUGGCUGAGGCUUCUCCAAGGAGUGUUAGUCUUGGAUAUAGUUCGGGUAGAGGUCAAAGCUCUCUUAGAAGCAGGCGGUCUCGCAGAAAUACUACAAAGCCACUUACCUCUAUGGAGAAUAGCCUCAUUCCUCAGCUUUACAAUGAGAAUUUCGAGAUAGAAGAGUAUGUGUACAGUUCAUUUUCCUCCCCGAGAGCAGUAGCUGCAAGGCCAUUUAUUGUAACAGAUGGGAGCAAAAUAAUUAGCAAGUCCGGAUAUGAACCUUCAGUUGUACCAUUUAAUUUUGGCUUGCAUAAGGACAAUGAGGUUGAUAGUUUGAGAGUAAAAGUGCCCUUGUUUGGGUUUUCUCCUCUUCCUGAGCUAAGGAAGAUGAAACGGAAGAGCAGGGAAAGGGAGCAAGUAUUGGACUCAUCUAGUUCUCAUAGAUUGAGCAAGCACUCACAUUCACAAGAUUUAUUUGAUAGAACGCUUCUUUUCUCUCUUGGAAUCAGCAUCGGCAUCUUAUUCUCUGCUUUGUCAAAUAAUAAGGAGGUGGAAAAAUUAAAUACCAGGUUAAAGCGCACAGAGAAUUUGGUUCAAGAUCUACAAGAGGAAUUGGAGAUGAAAGAUUCGCUCGUUGUUGAGGAACUGCCCCGAGAAGCUUGUGGAAGCCAGAGAGAUGAACAAGCAAAACCACACUUGCCUGAGGUUGAGUCAAUGAGCAAAAUCGAAGCGGAGCUUCAAGCUGAACUUGAGAGAUUGGAACUGAAUAUGAAUGCUAACAGCCUGGAGAGAAGAUCAUCUGAUCUUGAGGAGGUUGAUCAAGAGCUCAUAGGUGAUGUUAUUCACGGAGAACUAAGAGCGGAUAAGCUCUUUAAACAAACAGAUAUUACAAGCGGGGGAGAUAAAGAUCGAGACAGCAAAGCCAGUUCCACAGGAGGUGUGCACGAUACCAACUACUCGGUUUGUCCGAAAGAAUUAAGCUUACGCCUCCACGAGGUGAUCCAGCACAGACUAGAAGAAAGAAUCAAGGAACUCGAAGAAUCGCUUUCCCAAAGCCUCAAGCAGCUGCAGUUGAUAGAAGCCGAAAAAGUCCUUUCAGAUAGAACAUUUUCAAACAGUGAUAUGGGUUCGUCUUCCAACUGGGAGAGUCCGACUUUGAUUCGAAGAGACAGCGAUUCGAUUCAACCAUUCUGUUUAAAUCUAGCUGGAGAUGCACUAGAUGCUUAUAAGGAAGCUUACAAUGAGUUCAUGCGAAUGGCCGAUUCAGAAGGGAAUCUGCCCACUGAUUCUGCAAAUAUUAGGGACGAAUAUGGGAAUGAAUUAAGUCAUGCGGAUCGGAGUUUAAUUUGGGGAUUGGAAGAGGGUCGAAAAGAUAGUGUGAUAAUGCCUCCAUGGGAGGAGGUGUUGAAGAGCAGGGAAUUGAAUGACACUCGUGAGAGUGAUGGAGAUGAGGAAGAGGAGUAUGAAGAUGAUGAGAGUAAGUUAUUAAUCCAACAGAUUGUAGAGAGAGCAAGAGAUGGCUCACCUGUAUUGUUGCAUGCUCAAAGAAUAUUGUUUUCAGCAGAUGAGUAAUUAAACCCUAGCGAAGGAAAUAUCUAAUUGAUUGUAUUUGUAAGUUCCAUCUGUCUCAAUUGUUUUGUGAAGCAUAUUAGAAUGUAGAACAUGAAAAGGCAAAGCAAAUUAUUCAUAUUGUCACAA
Messenger RNA from Ananas comosus (pineapple), 2583 nucleotides. RefSeq lists its product as uncharacterized. Lineage: Eukaryota; Viridiplantae; Streptophyta; Magnoliopsida; Poales; Bromeliaceae. The record is from RefSeq and is a predicted model, not a curated record. Bases 541 to 2457 code for a protein of 638 amino acids. The transcript is spliced from 5 exons. Gene Ontology annotation, biological process: asymmetric cell division.